Molecule: messenger RNA, 3075 nt
Organism: Staurois parvus
Lineage: Eukaryota; Metazoa; Chordata; Amphibia; Anura; Ranidae
Source: the annotation of a GenBank genome assembly
AUGAGGACCUUGUGGGGCUGUUGCGCGUUCCUGCUGCGGCUGUCGCUGAGCCUGGCCGCCUCCAACAAGCUGCUGAAGUACCGGCUGGCCGAGGAAGGGCAGCCGGACAUCAGGAUCGGUAACGUGGCUUCGGACAUCAGCAUCGUGGCCGGCUCGGGCGAGGUGACCUUCAGCCUGGAGUCCGGCUCCGACUUCUUCAAGAUCGACAACAUGACCGGCGAGCUGAGCACCACCGAGCGCCGCAUCGACCGGGAGAAGCUGCCGCAGUGCCAGAUGAUUUUCGACGAGAACGAGUGCUUCAUCGACUUCGAGGUGUCGGUGAUCGGCCCUUCGCAGAGCUGGGUGGAGCUGUUCGAGGGCAGGGUGGUGAUCCUGGACAUCAACGACAACACCCCGACCUUCCCGUCCCCGGUGCUGACCCUGACGGUGGAGGAGAACCGGCCAGUGGGGACCCUCUACCUGCUGCCCACCGCCACCGACCGCGACUUCGGCCGCAAUGGCAUCGAGCGCUACGAGCUGAUCCCGGACGCCGGGGAGAGCCUGUUCGUGUCCGGCCGGCGGGGCAGCGGGGAGAGCGCCCUCUACCCGGGCAAGAGGCGGAUGGAGAGUGACGGCAGGAGCAGCGUGUUCGAGCUGCAGGUAGCCGACACCUCGGACGGGGAGAAGCAGCCGCAGCUCAUCGUCAAGGGGGCCCUGGACCGGGAGCAGCGCGACUCGUACGAGCUGACCCUGCGGGUCCGGGACGGCGGGGAACAGCCCCGCUCCUCGCAGUCCAUCCUCCGGGUCCUCAUCACCGACGUCAACGACAACAGCCCCCGCUUCGAGAAGAGCGUGUACGAGGCCGACCUGGCGGAGAAUAGCGCCCCCGGGACCCCCAUCCUGCAGCUCAAGGCCACCGACUACGACGUCGGGGUGAACGGGCAGAUCGAGUACGUCUUCGGCGCGGCCACUGAGUCGGUGAGGCGGCUGCUCCGAUUGGACGAGAACUCGGGCUGGCUCAGCGUCAUGCACAGGAUAGACCGCGAGGAGGUCAACCAGCUCCGCUUCACCGUCAUGGCCCGGGACCGCGGCCAGCCCCCGAAGACCGACAAGGCCACCGUCAUCCUCAACAUCAAGGACGAGAACGACAACGUGCCCCUCAUAGACAUCAGGAAGAUCGGCCGGAUCCCGGUGAAGGACGGCAUGGCCAGCGUGGCCGAGGACGUCCUGGUGGACACCCCCAUCGCCCUGGUGCAGGUGUCCGAUAGGGACCAGGGCGAGAACGGAGUGGUCACCUGCACCGUGGUCGGAGAUGUCCCCUUCCAGCUCAAACCGGCCAGUGACAGCGAGGGCGAGCAGAACAAGAAGAAGUACUUCCUGCACACCUCGGCCCCCCUGGACUACGAGAACGUCAAGGAGUACAAUGUCAUCAUCGUAGCCGUGGACUCCGGCAGCCCCAGCCUGUCCAGCAACAACUCCUUACUGGUCAAGGUGGUGGACACCAACGACAACCCUCCCGUCUUCAGCCAGCCGGUGGUGGAGGUGGCCUUCCCCGAGAACAACGUGCCCGGCGAGAGGGUGGCCACCGUCAUCGCCACCGACGCCGACAGCGGCAAGAACGCCGAGAUCGCCUACUCCCUGGAGCAGUCGGUGGCCGGGGUCUUCUCCAUCCACCCCGACUCCGGGGACAUCACGGCCAACAUCGUCCUGGACCGGGAGAUGACCGACAGGUACGACUUCAAAGUGGUGGCCAAGGACAAGGGGCUGCCCAUCACCAUGCAAGGCACCGCCACCGUGGUGGUCCAAGUGGCCGACACCAACGACAACGACCCCAAGUUCAUGCAGGACAUCUUCAACUUCUACGUCAAGGAGAACCUACAGCCCAACAGCCCCGUGGGGAUGGUGACCGUGAUGGAUGCCGACAAAGGUCGCAAUGCAGAGAUGAGUUUGUUCAUAGAGGAGGACAAUGGCAUCUUCACCAUAGAGAACACCACCGGCACCAUCUGCUCCACCGUCUCCUUCGACAUGGAGCAGCAAACUUCUUACACUUUCAAAGUCAAAGCCGUGGAUGGUGGGGUCUCUCCCAGGUCUGCUACAGCCACAGUGUCCCUCUUUGUCAUGGAUGAAAACGACAAUGCCCCCAUCAUCACCAGCCCCAUCAACAGUUCCUAUGCUGUGGUCCCCCCUUCCAGUGGUGUCAGGACAGUGGUUGCCACAGUGGUGGCCAUGGACACUGACUCUGGAGUCAAUAAAGAACUCAACUUUAGCAUCAUUGGAGGAAAUCCCUUUAAGCUCUUCGAAAUCAACCCAGCCAGUGGUGUGGUGUCUCUGGUUGGGAAGCUGGCCUCCAAGCACUAUGGCCUGCACCGCCUAGUCAUCCAGGUCAAUGACAGUGGUCAACCACCACAGUCCACCACAGCCCUUGUCCAUGUUUUUAUCAAUGAGACUGUCUAUAAUGCUUCAGUGGUGGAUUCUCAGAUUGCCAGAAGUUUGCAUACCCCCUUAACCCAGGACAUAGCAGGGGACCCCAGCUACGAAAUGAGCAAGCAGAGAUUAAGCAUAGUGAUUGGCGUGGUGGCUGGGAUCAUGACUGUCAUACUGAUUAUUCUGGUGGUGGUCAUGGCACGCUACUGCAGGGCCAAAAGUAACAAUGGCUAUGAAGCUGGCAAGAAAGAUCACGAGGACUUCUUCACACCUCAGCAGCAUGACAAAUCCAAAAAACCCAAGAAGGAUAAGAAAAAUAAAAAGUCCAAACAGCCAUUGUAUAGCAGCAUAGUGACAGUGGAGGCAUCAAAGCCAAAUGGGCAGAGAUAUGACAAUGUGAAUGAAAAGCUGUCUGACAGCCCCAGCAUGGGGAGGUACAGAACUGUGAAUGGAGGUCCCGGAAGUCCUGACCUAGCAAGGCAUUACAAAUCUAGUUCCCCACUACCUACUGUGCAGCUUCAUCCCCAGUCACCUACUGCUGGGAAAAAGCACCAGGCUGUGCAAGAUUUACCACCAGCCAACACUUUUGUAGGAGCUGGAGACAACAUCUCAAUUGGAUCAGAUCACUGUUCUGAGUACAGUUGUCAGACCAAUAACAAGUACAGCAAACAG